Messenger RNA from Rasamsonia emersonii CBS 393.64, 3102 nucleotides. RefSeq lists its product as uncharacterized. NCBI's taxonomy places the organism in Eukaryota, Fungi, Ascomycota, Eurotiomycetes, Eurotiales, Trichocomaceae. The transcript is spliced from 5 exons. The record is from RefSeq and is a predicted model, not a curated record. Gene Ontology annotation, cellular component: cytosol. The coding region runs from base 1 to 3102 and encodes 1033 amino acids. Gene Ontology annotation, molecular function: telomeric repeat DNA binding; Hsp90 protein binding. Gene Ontology annotation, biological process: protein stabilization; telomere maintenance via telomerase.
AUGGGAGACUUUCUGACAGCUGUGAAAACCACACGUCAUGAUCAGGUUGCGUCGAACUCGAGCCUUGAUGAGAAGCACACUGCCAAGGAAUUAGUGACAGAGGCAAAUAAUCAUGCUGAUCGUGAUCCUUCAUCUCCAGAAUAUGUCUUGGGGGUAUUGAAAUUUAAUCCCUCUCACGAUCAGCUAUAUGAUGUCUUGCACACACUGGAUCCUGCAAACAGAAACAGAGAAAAUAAGACGUUUGACAUUAGAAUCGCCAGUCCCAUAACUGCUCAAAUUCUUCAGAUCUUAGUCAGCACCACGAUUCCUGACCACUGGAGGAGUCUUGAGACCGAUUCCAGCAAGCGUGGAGCCCACGAGCAAAGUACAAAGCUACAGAAAAUAAGGGGUGCUCUGUUAAGAUGUCUUUGCAGCAUAACGGGUAUCAGCGCUAUAGUGACCCAGCUGCGCACUCUAAUCACUGCUCUGCGCUCUGCGCCAGAGCAUGAAAAGGAGUCUGGCAGAAAGCUGGUGAUUCGAGACACGUUAGCCGUUCUUUCGGCUCUCUUGAAACCGAAAGAUCUACUAGUUCGCCUUUAUGAGGACGUUUCUUCGCUGUAUACCACUGCGACGAAAACGCAAAUUGCCUGGAAAGAACUAUGCACUCUUAUCGCUGGUGGAAGGGUCCUAUCGACCGUAGCAGAGGCUCUGUCAUGUAUCAAAGACCUGGAUGACUUGGAUUCGAUCUCAUGGGUUGGCGAAGGAAGCCAAUAUGCGUCUUGGUUGGGCCAGAAUCUGUAUUCAAUGGUGUCUAACGGAGACCUCGGUAAUGAGGAAUUCUGGAAGUCUACGGCACUGAUGACUGGCCGUGCGCUCAGCCUUGGCUAUACUGAUCAGCUUGUGAGGGAGUUAUAUUCGAGUCUUCUUAACGACCAAGGCUUCUCAACACGUUGGGGACCAUUCUUCGACUGUCUACGCCUGCAAGAGCAGACAACUAUAUUAGAAAGUAUUUUUCGUGACGUUGAGAGAACCUAUUUUUCACAAGAGGAUGGCAAGGGGAGUGAGAGAGAUGAGAUUAUCGGCAGCUUAGCCGCUCUCUUCUCCUGCAUCAUAAACAACAGAGCUCCUCUAGAACUUCAGGUUCAAUCUUGGCUCGCGACAGGUCAAGGGGGCUUCAUUCAAAGUAUCGGACUGCGCCGUUCGCUUUUAGUUCAUUACUCGAACAAAGAGGGUAAGGUUUUUCUGUGUGUAUGGUUCUUAGAAGUGGCAGCAGCUGACUUAUCCCGUUCAGAGGCUCUUAAGGAUUUGUUCAGGAAAAGUCUCAGUAACUUUGGAGACAGCUUUAUUAUCAAGCACACUCCGGUACCAACUCAAGAAGCGAACGCGCAGGUGGUUUUGUUGGCAGGUGGCUAUCUAAAUCGACUAUGCAAAUCAGAGAUACAAGAGGUCGGACGAUCGGGUCUUUACCUGAAUGCGGUCUCGAACCGCUUGGCAGCAUCGUCAUCUAGAGCUCGCUUUUUGGGCAUGAUAAUUGGCAUGGGCAUUUCGCAGCUGAUUGAACCGCCGGGAAAGGCCAUGAAGUUUGACCUUGAAGAAGUGGAAACUGAGGAAGCUCGAUGGUAUCUGGGUCUGACAAAUGUGGACGACAAAGUUAGAUCGCUUGAAACAUUGCGGGAUCGCAAGCAAAAUGAGACGAAGCGACCGCGUAGGAAACCGAAAGGCCCCUCAGUGUCCAGCUCUCAGCCAUCUCGAGGCCAACAAGCUGCUGCUGGCCAAUCAUCAAAGAUUGUCGCUAUAGAAGAAAUAUCCGAUGAUGGGGAAGAGGAAGACGACCUCGUACCUUACGAAAAGCCAGACUCUGACCCCUCUGACUCUGAGGAAGACCCGACAUUAAUUCAACGAUCAAAGCCGACGAGUCCUGUGUAUAUCCGUGAUCUAUUGGCGUAUCUGCGAGACUCGGAUAAUGUCGAUCGCUACCAUCUAGGCAUCAUAAACGCAUCGUCCCUCAUACGUCGUAAAUCCGCCUUCGGCACUGAGCUCGUGGAAAAGAUCGAGGAACUGGCUCUUGCCAUUGUUGGUCUUCAGGACAAGUACAAACUGCCACAGUUUCACGAACAUCGGUUACAGAGCAUGAUUGCGCUGCUCGUUGCCCAGCCUCUCAGAAUGGGCCGGUGGUUUUCACUCACAUUUUUCGAUGGAGAUCUGUCACAGGCUCAACGCUCAGCAAUUCUGACGGCGCUAGGGCUGAGCGCUCGCGAGCUUGCAGGGUAUGGAGAGGAGGACGCGAAGGUCCUCGGGCUGCCAUCAAUUUCACCAGAAGCAUCCUUCCCUUCAAAGAAACUCCCUAGCCAUUUGCAGGGGAUGUACCUCACCGAGGGAGAAUCGCCCGUGGCUGCACUCACGAAGCAACUCUCCCGGACAUCACUGCAACCACUGGCCCUCGAGGCUGCGGAUGCCGCUACGGGACCGAACGCCCUGAAGGUGCGCACCUUCUCGUCUCGCAUGGAAGUGGAGAGGCAGCGCCAGCAGCGGGAGGCGCAGAGGAAGAAGAAAUCCACGUCACAGGACCUCCACCGGGUGCUGUCCGAGGGAUACUUCUAUCCGCUGGUCGGACGCUUCGGCAUGAUGAUGCAUUCUACUUCGUCAUCAACGUCCUACAACCCCUUCCUGACACCUAAUCUCCUCCGCCUAUUCCUGCAGACCCUCACUCUGAUCCUGUCCACUCUCGGUCCGCACACGCCCUCUCUGCCAUCCCUCAGUCAGGAAACCCUCUCCCUGAUCCUCUCCCUCCACGCGACCCCCGUCUCAAGCGAACCGAUCGUCCUGCCCGCAUUACUGUCCCUCUUCCUCGCCGUGAUUGACCUCAACAUUGGAUCGGGCACUUCGGGCGAAGAGAGACUGGUCACCGAGUACGCAACACAGGUCAUGGAGCUGCGGGAAUGGGCGAACGACGUGUUCGAGAGAACGCCCGCGGGGGGCAAGAAAAAAGACGCUGAUGGAGGAGACGUGGACGAUCUGGAGCAAGUGCGGAUCUUGGCCGCAGGAAUCUUGGUGAAACUCAAUGAAGUGGUGCAGAGGUAUCAGGGACGGCUAAUGGGGGUGAACGUUGGGUUCAAAUAUUAA